UGACAUAUGAUAUCCUAACUGUACUACAAUUACACCACACUAGAGUAGAAACUGUCAGUCAAUAAUGCCGUUGUGUUGGAAAUAUUUGAUAUAUAUAAUUUUGAUUUCUACAUUAGGGUUACUUUACACUUUGUACGCAGUCAAAACACGAUUAGAUGUCGCGCAUUCACAUCACUUGAAUAAAAAAACGACCAACUCAGUUGUCGCUGAUUCAAUCAUCUUGGUUCCAAAUGCAAGGGAUGGAAAUGCACUUACAGAAUAUAAAGACAGUCUCGUCGUAAACUUUACCUUGCCUCGAAGGCUAUCAGCUAUUGCCGAUUCGCUUUGCCCGGAUGGAUUUUGGAACGAUGAUGAGCUAAUGUGGAACAAUUCAAAGACCAAUCAAUCAAGAAUUACAGAAUUUGAACAGUUUGUCAAAGCAAAGGAAUGGAAUUCUAAGGAACUAGAUGACCAACCUGUGUUUGUAACCGCGGCAUCAUCAAAUCAUUUCCAAGAGAUUGUGGAAAUGUUCAACAAUUUUAAUGAUCUACGGCAGCGUUUAAGCAGAGUCUGGGCUCUUUAUUUCUUUAAUUUAGGUCUAUCUAGAAAGGAAGAAGAAGCGGUGCGUAUCAUGUGUAACUGUUCAGUGAAAACGUUUCACUUCGAUCAAUAUCCCGACCAUGUUAAAAAUUUAAAGGGAUAUGCCUUCAAGCCGUUAGUUAUUCAGAUAAUUGCAAGGAAGCACAAAUUUGUUGUUUGGAUGGAUUCUUCCACAAGAUUUAAAAAAGCCGAUAUAAACAUACUUCUUGACGAAGGGAAAAAAAGAGGUGUAAUUGUUACACAAACUGGCGGCACUGUUGCACGACGAACGUUACCAACGAUGUUUCAGUACUUUAGCACGCAUCCAUGCAGGUUCCGGAAUUUGCCUGAAUUACAGAGUGGUUUUAUUAUAUUAUAUUUAAAUCCGUUUGUAAUUCAUCGAAUAUUUUGGCCUUGGAUUCGAUGUGCCCUCGAACUUGGCUGCAUGAUACCUGCUGUGAAUCCAGAAAUGUAUUUAAAAUGUAACACAUAUGGCAAUGUGUAUGGUGAGUGCCAUAGAUUCGACCAAUCAGCACUCGGCAUCUUACUGUAUACAUCGUAUGGCAAACAUAUAAGUGAGCAUACUUUUCACCAUAGAAAUAACAUGUAUUUGUCUUUUAUAAACCAUUGAUUCUUAUUGAUAUUUUUUUUAAAUAUUCAUGAAUUAUACGGCAUUACUAUGUGACCUCACUAGGUUUCGUUAUAAGAAAAAGCUUAAGAAGAAGACAUUUAUUACAACAAGCUAAUAUCAUAUUCAAGAAUGUUAUUUCAAACCUAUGCAAAAUACAUUUGGAUCCGUUUUAGAGUGAGGUAUCAUAAAAAUCAAUAAUUUGAAACUUUUGACAUGUUAACAUAUUUGUAACUAUUGUAUUCGAAACAUUAUUCUAAACAUAAAUGUAUUAAAUAGUCUAUACUACGAUUAAUUAAAGUAUUGUAUAUAAUCUUCUAAUAAAUAUAUUCAACAUUG
This is a messenger RNA of Mya arenaria, 1525 nucleotides long. RefSeq lists its product as uncharacterized. The record is from RefSeq and is a predicted model, not a curated record. Bases 65 to 1189 code for a protein of 374 amino acids. NCBI's taxonomy places the organism in Eukaryota, Metazoa, Mollusca, Bivalvia, Myida, Myidae. The transcript has 7 exons.